UCUCAUCCAGUAGACAGUGAUGAUGAAAGUAAAAAAGAUUGUUAUGAUGAUGAUGACAGUGCAGAUGAGAGUGGUGAUGACGUUCAUUGAAAGUCAGAUGCUGACGAUGGUGACAGUGAUCGUUCACAUUAUGUAUUCGCAGAUUUUGAUCGGCUUGACAUUAGUUGUAAUAAAGACUCUCUUGAUCAUGAACAGGGUGCUAUUGACACAACACAGAUUGGUCCAAUUGAUAUGGAAAUUAGUAGUUCAAUUGAUGAUUUAGGUUCCAUUGAAUGUAAUGUACCUGUGCUCCAAGCUGAGUUUGUGGAGGGAAACAGUCCUUCAAUCAGACUUCUUCCUUCUGGUUAUGAGAAUGAAAAAGGAGGAACUUUCUGA
Molecule: messenger RNA, 375 nt
Organism: Paramuricea clavata
Lineage: Eukaryota; Metazoa; Cnidaria; Anthozoa; Malacalcyonacea; Plexauridae
Source: the annotation of a GenBank genome assembly